Messenger RNA from Cladophialophora psammophila CBS 110553, 690 nucleotides. RefSeq lists its product as uncharacterized. Gene Ontology annotation, molecular function: DNA-binding transcription factor activity. Bases 1 to 690 code for a protein of 229 amino acids. The transcript has 3 exons. NCBI's taxonomy places the organism in Eukaryota, Fungi, Ascomycota, Eurotiomycetes, Chaetothyriales, Herpotrichiellaceae. The record is from RefSeq and is a predicted model, not a curated record. Gene Ontology annotation, biological process: regulation of DNA-templated transcription.
AUGGAUAGCUUCAUCUCUGUCUUCCAUGCAAGCAGUCUGGAUACGCAAUACGCCUCGUCACAAGCCUCUACGCAAUCGCACCAGCCAUCACAGCGGCCCGCAAGCAAUCCCUAUUGUUACAUACCAGGGCAGUACUGGCAGACUUUGGACUAUUACGAUAUGGCCAUGGACAUUUGCAGCGACUUUUCUGAUCUCGGUCAAAUAACUGCCUCUUUCGCGUCAAACAGCGGCGCCCUCAACUUUGCAGACGACCUCACGCCACUUGACUCUCCACUCGAUGUUGCACUAGAGUCUUUCAGCAGUCCUGGAGACUCUUUGCCGCUGGCGCGCACCGAAUCUGCCGUCCAAGAAAGCCCAGACACGGAGGCGGAGUGUCCGGGUCAUGGGCGAUGCAGCAGUCAGCAGCAUCCCUGUAAGAUUUGUGAGAAAGAUAAGAAAGAGAGGAGGAAAGAACAAAACCGGAAGGCGCAACGGAACCACCGAUUGCGCAGCGAAGCGAAGCUCGAGCAGUUGAGAGCCAAGGUCAAAUCACAAUCCGACGAGAUUGUGAUGCUCAGAGACUUCAACCAGUCGCUGCUGAGGCACAUCGAGACGCUUGAGAGCAAAUGCAAGGAUGGCGGAACAGCCGACACGGGUAGAGAGGCUGAGGAAGCGCAGGCCCUGCAGCACCAACCGUCGCUGUCUCCUUGA